AUGGAGAUUAACAUCAACGUUGACUUUGCUGGGACUUACCUCUCUUAUGAGCAAUCUUCAACUUGCAGAACCACAAAUGUCACUACUACACAAUACCCAGUAGGUAGAUGUGACAGUGACGGUUCGGAUGAAUACGAGACAUUUUAUGGCAAUGCCCAGUUUGCUACUGGUCUGAUCAUCUACCCGGUUCUGUGUGUCACUGGAAUCAUCGGAAAUUCAUUGUCUUUGGUGGUUCUGAGCCACAAAGAUAUGGCAACGUCGACCAACAUCUACCUCUUGGUUAUCGUCGCGCUAACUGAUUCUUUCUUUCACAGAGACGGGUUCAUGUGGACACUGGUAAUCUGUGGGAGAAGUGUUUAUUCAGAAUACGUGAUCACAGUUGUGGUAAUUCUAGUGUCUUUUUCUCUUCAGGUUGCUGUUUGCGUCACAGCAUGGCUGACAGUCUCCGUGGCCAUGGAUCGAUACAUUUCAGUCUGUUAUCCGUCAGUGUCAAAAACUCUGUGUACGAUACCCAAAGCCAGAACAGUGGUAACGUCGGUGUUUGUUAUCAUGAUUCUUCUGUCGAUUCCUUCUGGGUUUCGGUAUCGUCUGCAGACAAUCCAUGAUACGAUCAACAACAUAACAUGUAUGGAGUUGGUGGUGACGGAACUUGGCCGGAAUAAAGAAUUUAUGAUUCCUUACACUUGGGUUCAGAACUUCCUCCGUGGCAUAAUUCCUGUGUUUAUUCUCGUGUUUCUCAACGCCAGAAUUAUCAAUGUUUUGAGGAAAGAACGGGUCAAAGGUAAAAAAUUCAGCGCCAGAAACAGAAUCACCAUUAUGCUCAUCACAAUGGUGGUUGUGUUCAUCGUUUGCAUUACUCCUGACGCUAUCAUGUCCACUUUCUUUGGGAAAGGAUACGUGGAGGAAGACUCCCUGGUGAAAGGGAUUCGGGAAAUUACGGACAGCCUUGUUGCCUUGAACUCUGCUAUCAACUUCCUUCUCUACUGCACUCUCAGUGUUGCUUUUAGAAACACCUUCAUGAAAGUGUUCUUUGGUCGAAACUACGUGAAAAUGCGCGGAGCCAACUGCACUCAACAGGGCCGCGACAGAACGACGCCCGCCAUUAAGAAUGAUCAGAACGUGCCGCUGUCACAACCCAGGGCAGAUUCAGACGGUACAAACUCCAAUAGAAGUAAUUUGCUGGACGACUCGCCAUCCAAACCCAGCCUCUGCGAUAACGACGAUGACCUCUCCUGCCAGAGUUCGCCGGGGUCAGACGUCAUCAGAAAUGGCUACAGCCAGAUAUCGGAGGGCAGUUUCUUGAUGAAGACACUUCACAAGGGUCACCAAAUGAACUCUGAUUGUUUAUUGACUAAAGAGAAGAUUGUUUUUGACGCACGUCUGAAUUGUAGUGUGUAUACAGGUCCUUUGGAGGCGGUUCAACCCCCAUGGGAAAGACAAGCACCUAAAGUUACUACCGUCUGUAUGUUUCAGGGGAGCCAACCUGACAGCGUACAGCUCUAG
Candidula unifasciata is the source of this 1503-nucleotide messenger RNA. The record is from the annotation of a GenBank genome assembly. NCBI's taxonomy places the organism in Eukaryota, Metazoa, Mollusca, Gastropoda, Stylommatophora, Geomitridae.